AUGCGAUCGCGCAAUCCUGAGGUGCGCGCUGCUCGCAUCCGUCGUCGCCAAAAUGAUGCGAGGGAAGAAGACCAGAACGGCAAUGACGGUUAUGCUGGUAGAAGUAAACGUGGCGGUGCUGGGGGUGUGCUUGCUGCGGAUGCGGCACAACUCAUGGCGCGUAUGCGGCACCGCUCGGAGGAGCGCCGAAAGGCAGAGGUGCGUGUUGGCGAGCGUGAGGGCUGGAUCAAGUCGCGUUACGCCGACAUUUCCGGCGGUGUGCGGUUUGUCAAGGACGAAAUCCUGGCGGAGCUCAUUGCGGAGACGAAGUCCAGCUUUCUCAAACUGGACCAAGAGCUUUCCGAGGAUCACAACAUUGCCACAAGGCGCCUACAUGCCGCUGUCUUUGCACACACCACGGAUUUUUUGCAGCUCUUCCGUGAUGUGAAUCGCGCGAGUAAUUUGAUGGAUAGUUUAAAGGGCCGCGUGCAAGGAACGAAGGCCGCCAUAUCUGCUAUUAGUAAAUUCAGUACGUACGCCACUGGUGCUGCUGAGGAGGACAGCCGUGCCGUCUCGGAGGUGUUUGGCGUGUCAUUUCUUUUUGGCGGUGGCGGUGGUGUCAACAACAGUGGCACCGGCCCCGUUAUUUUUGGUGGAAGAAAUAACAAUAACAGGAAUAAUGUGAAGGCGCGGGCGAGACCGAGUCUUAUUUCUUUGCGGCUUACAUGGGGGGGCAAUGCUUCCCACAAGACAUUUGUCACCCACGCAAGUGCUGACAGCAGUGACGCUGAUGGUGUCCGCCACCACGACGGGAACAGGAGGAGUAAUAGCGACGCUGGCAUUUAUACUGGCGGCGCUCAUCUGAUGGCUACAACACGGUCGCUCAAUACGCCGUCGGUGCGGCUCUGGCGUGACGCGACACUGGCGGCCGGUGGCGCCUCUGCCUCGAUGAAACGUCAUUCUCACGUGCGGUUGGAUUUGGAUCGAGAUCUCGGAAUGCCGAGUUCACAGGACAUCGCACUCUUUGCGGAUGUGCUGAAGGAUGAGGUAAUUCAACUCUUGGCAGGGCGGCAGUAUCUUGAGGCGGCGGAGUUGUUGCGUGGUGUGGAGGAAACAGCUGUUGCCAAGGGAUGUCUACCACUUAUUUUAAGGUUAGAGGAUAUGCUCGUGACUGCCAUACGAACACACUUGCUCCGUGUGCCGAUGCCUCUCAUGUACAGUGAGAGUUUACAUAUUCCUCUGAUUCAGCUGCUUCUGCGUCUUGGCAGAGUGCACAAAGGGACAAGACUUUUUUUCCAGCUUCACGCCGCGUGGGUGGAUGCUGAGAUGGAUAAGAUGCAACUUCGCAUGGACCCGCUGUACGGUGCGUUGAUUGCCAGUGACUUUCUUGUCGGGGCAGUGCAAGAGGUGUUGCUGCGACAGCAAAAUUUGUGGAACGCUGUUGGCCUCAAGGCCGAGGGAAAGAAUUCUGAUUAUAGUCUUGAAAAGGAUGAGGGUGGUGGGAAGAAGGGGGAUAAGGUUUCACACGGCGCCACCACGACGAUUAAUUCUACUAACAACAACAACAACAACAACAACAACAAGGGUAGCAGAAGCACUGGAUACAAGUUUGACGGCGAUGAAGGUGGGACCGGUAAUAAGGCCCAUGUACGGGCCCAACCCGGCAUGUUUAUAAUGCCACCGAACUCUGCUGCUGUGCUUUGGGUUAGAGAACGCGUGGACAAGCUUGCACGGGACUUGCUGGGAGCCAGGGCACUGAGUUACGGUAUUGGCGCGGAGGGUGGUGACCCCUCGCGGUUUCGCCGCGCGGUGGUGAUGGCAGCUGACGCGAUUCGUACAUUACGGCGUAUGGAUGACUCGGGAUACGCCGGGUGCGACACACACCUGCUGCGCCUGUUGACCCCAAGCCUCGUCUACCUGCAGGCUGACUUUAGCGUCUGUACAGACAGUCGUCUUGAAAGUACGGGCAGGGCAAUGGUGGAGCACCUCAUCCGGGACGCACGGCUGAUGUACAAAACAAAUGAGGCCGCGUAUAACCCUAAAAUGUGCGAGGAGGUUGCACGACGAAAUAAUUGUGGCUGCCGUGAGUUGUAUCAGCGUCUGAAGCAUUUUCCCCGUAUUUCAUACGCAUUAUUGCUGGAACUCCUUCUUGUGCCAGCUUCAUCAAGUCUCUUCACGACGAAGGGCAGUGGGAUAGAGGCUUCGCAGCCGCUGAGGCAGCCUCUAUCGCCGGAGAAGUACACUUUCCUGCGUUACGCCAACGGCUGCACGCGCUCACAUGGACUUUUUCUUUUGUCUCUUAUUCGGUUUGUGGCUGCAAUGACCGGUCAAGAUUCAUUGCCUUUGGAGCAAAUGGGGCAGCAGUCAACACAAGAACCGAAUGGGGAAUUUCGGGGAAAUCAAUUGGAAUGCGUGUCUUUUCUCCUUUCCAAUGCCCUUGUGAUAGAGUCGCUUGACAUCACGAUGCAGCGUUUGUUUCUUUCGUUUCUACGCACAACACUGCGACAGAGACAGGCGUUGGUGGCAUUUCUGAAGUCUGCGGAGUUCUUAAAGAUUCACCGUCAGCUAUUUUGCGCUGCGGGAGAAUCCACCACGACUUUCUCGUCUUAUUCCACCACGAGGUGGUUGAUUGGCGCCAUGCAGCUGCUCCUCGCAGAUGUGUUGAGUGCGUCUGUCUGGGUGGCUUUUCUCUCUCGCGGUGGGGCACUGUCGUACAUGCUGUGUGAUGCAGAACUGGUAUUUUGCUCACAGUACAUGGAGGAGCUGCGUCGGGUGCUGCCGUGUGUUGUGCAGGGGUGGAUGGCUGCCACACUGAGUCUGGCGCACAAUAUAAACACCGCACAGGAACUCCUCGUUGGUGAUGACGCCCUGCUACUUUCUUCCGGGUACGAUGCCACUGCCGCGGGGGUGACGAAUGGCCGCGAAACCUCGACUGUGGCCGCUGCUGCCGCAAGUUACGUGGAGGGCGGAAAUGGUUCACAUGAAGCUGCGGCUCAGCUCCUUCAGGCGGCAGCUGUGGAUGAGACAAAACUGAUGCCAUUUCUCAUGGAACUCGUGCGAGGCCGAUUCUCUUCACACACCGGCGAAGAAGUCGAGGCAACGUGGUCGGGCGCUCCACUCCAACCCUCAUCAUCACCAUUGGUGCCCCUUCUUUGUGGUCUGCGUCACGCGCUUGGCAACUACCCGCAUUUUCCCAUGGGCGGUGGCUUUGACCACAGCGACGAACUGUUUCUUUUCCAUUGGUGCGUCCAGAUUUCGCUGAAUACGCUUGCGUUCUUCCAGGAGCACCUCGUUCUUCCAAGCCACGUUGUGAAUGAACAGCGGGCAGCGCAACACGGUGACACUGCGGCGAGGUCCACCAGUCCUGGGGUCACAGGGGCCUCGCGGUACCCGCUGCGGGGUUGCGUGUCACCGCAGGAGGAAUCGGUGCUUGGGGCAUUGGCCGCAGGUGGUGGGAAUUACGUGAGUGGCCUGGCACUCUUGCAAUUCAUUGUUUUUCGCUUGCUGCGCGACGUGUUGUGCCGCAUUGAGACAUGGAGUGCGGUUUACGGUCUCCUCCCGGAGAGGUGGCGUCAGUCGGAGAGCAUCUUGAGGCAACAGCUCUUCUUCUUCGCCCUAUUCGUCCGGUUGUGGACGCCGCUUUUUGUUGGCGGGUCGAAGUCAACACCACAGGGACGACCAGCGAUGACAAACACGAAUGGCACCAUCGACGGUGCGCCAGCCCUGGUGAUUCUGCAGUGGCUGACAUGUACUACGAGGGCAAAGGGGCAUCAGAAGGAGCAUCCGCAUCCGCCGCAAAGGCACUUGUUUGACGUGGAGGGGUUGACGUUUUUAUCGACUGUUGUGUCCCCAACUCAAGCACCGCCUGUCUCGCGGGAAAUGGGCACGUGGAGGAGCCAAAGGAACAAUGUCAGAAGUGGUGACCAUAGACAGGAACAAGGUGCAAUGGAAGGGAAUUCAACCUCUCUACCGAACAAAAAUCCCGCGGGUACGUCAUCGCUGAAGGACGGCAACACGACCGCGUACACGAGUAGCGAUGACACUGGUCCCAGCAUGCUCCUGCUGGACGUGAUCGGCUCCUUCUUUGAUGCCCUUCAGGAGCCGAGGGCGCUGCCAGCGAUCACCUCAGAGGUGACGAGGGUCCGUGUGGAGAGGGUUCUCACCUCUGUCGAUCUGGCCGAAUUUGCUCGGAAGGCGGAGCUAGACAGGAGUGACGACGAUGAUGAUGAUGAUGAGUAUGAUGAUGAUGACUCUGUUGCGAGCAGCAGCACCGGGACCCGUACAACAGGCACCAGUUUGUCAACGUUGUCAGCACGGGCUGCAGACGGGGCCGAGGAGUCAAGUCGGGCCCGAAUGACUUUGCUGCAUUUCCACGACCUCCUCGUGUAUUAUUUGGCACCGUUGCUGUGA
Messenger RNA from Trypanosoma cruzi, 4389 nucleotides. RefSeq lists its product as uncharacterized. Lineage: Eukaryota; Euglenozoa; Kinetoplastea; Trypanosomatida; Trypanosomatidae. The record is from RefSeq and is a predicted model, not a curated record. Gene Ontology annotation, cellular component: nucleus. Bases 1 to 4389 code for a protein of 1462 amino acids. Gene Ontology annotation, molecular function: DNA binding. The transcript has a single exon. Gene Ontology annotation, biological process: regulation of cell population proliferation.